Musa acuminata AAA Group (dessert banana) is the source of this 1001-nucleotide messenger RNA. It is a transcript of the gene XTH4, whose product is annotated as probable xyloglucan endotransglucosylase/hydrolase protein 23. Gene Ontology annotation, molecular function: xyloglucan:xyloglucosyl transferase activity; hydrolase activity, hydrolyzing O-glycosyl compounds. Gene Ontology annotation, cellular component: apoplast; cell wall. Lineage: Eukaryota; Viridiplantae; Streptophyta; Magnoliopsida; Zingiberales; Musaceae. The record is from RefSeq and is a predicted model, not a curated record. Gene Ontology annotation, biological process: cell wall biogenesis; xyloglucan metabolic process. Bases 39 to 884 code for a protein of 281 amino acids. The transcript is spliced from 3 exons.
CCCUUUGCUUUGCUCCAAACCAAUUAGCUCUCCAAGACAUGGCGAAGCUGUCCCUGAUUCGUGCCUCGUUCAUGGCCGCCAUGGUGGUCGCCUCUGCCUCGGCCAACUUCCUGUCGGACGUCGACAUAACCUGGGGUGACGGCAGGGGGAAGAUGCUGGACAACGGCGAGCUCCUCCAGCUCACCCUCGACCGCGCCUCCGGCUCCGGCUUCCAGUCCAAGCAAGCCUACUUGUUCGGGAGGUUCGACAUGAAGAUGAAGCUGGUGCCUGGGAACUCCGCCGGCACCGUCACCACCUACUACUUGUCGUCGCAAGGCCCGGCGCACGACGAGAUCGACUUCGAGUUCCUGGGGAACACCAGCGGCGAGCCGUACGUCCUCCACACCAACGUGUUCGCGCAGGGGAAAGGCGACAGGGAGCAGCAGUUCUACCUCUGGUUCGAUCCCACGCUGGCUUUCCACACCUACUCCGUCCUGUGGAAUCCUCGGCGGAUAGUGUUCUACGUGGACGGGACGCCCGUUAGGGUGUUCAGGAACAGCGAAGGCGCGGGGGUGGCGUACCCGAAGAGCCAGGCCAUGCGCGUGUACGCCAGCCUAUGGGACGCCGACGACUGGGCCACCAGGGGCGGGCUGGUGAAGACGGACUGGAGCCAGGCGCCGUUCGUGGCGUCCUACCGGGGCUUCGUCGCCGACGCCUGCGUGGCUGCCAGCGUCCGGCCGUCAUGCUCGGCUUCCAAGGCUGGCUGGUGGGACCAGGGCCUGGACUCCGGCGGGGCCCGGAAGCUGAAGUGGGUGAGGGACAACUACAUGGUCUACGACUACUGCCGCGACGCCAAGCGCUUCCCCGGGGGCUUCCCUCCCGAGUGCUCGCAGCCCCUCGACUGAUGGCUGCUGGAUCAACUUGUAGCUUGCAAUCUGCCGCCCAUGUAAAUGCAUCGAUUAUUAGAUAUUUAGUUCCGUUUUGUAUGUAAAAGAUGGAAUAAAAUGUUGAUUAGUUGCUUA